AUGUCUUCAGACGAAGAAGUUGUCACUAGGCGACAGGUCGCAAAAAUCAAGCCGCAGUCGUUUUUACCAAAACCUCGACGCGUAGUAACAAAUGAUUCACCCUUGACUAGUACAUCCACAUCCGUAACACAAAGUCCGAGUGGAGCCGUCAACCUACCGAAACUUCGUCCAAAGGUUUAUUAUGAUGACGAAGACGAUACAUUUUUUACGCGAAAGACUACUUUUUCACGAAAAAUGAACGCUAAAAAAUCACGAAAGUCGGAAAUUUUAAGGACACUUGAAGAUAACCCUAAACUUCCUACAAAUAGUAUUGAGGAAGAGAGACCUAAACAAAAGGCAAAAUCAAAGGUUAAAGGAAAGGGGAAGUCAUCAUUAUUAGAUUGGACAACUUCAGAUGAACCGAUUACGUUGGUCGAUGAAGAAGACGAUCAUAUUCAUUUUUCAGACCUAUCAGAUGAUUUGGAAGAUCGAAAGAAACCCAUUAAAAAUCCAGACAAGAAUAGAAGAAUUGACGAUAAGGAAGAUUCUUUAACUCCACCACCAGAGAUAAACAGUUAUUUACUCCAAUCAACGCUUGCUCCAUUACAUGCAACACUCGCACAGUAUUCAGGAUCAUUGCGUUCUGAUGGUAAUGGAUUGGGCUCACCAAUUGUAUCUUCCGCCUUACAGGAUGAUAUAGAGUUGGAACCUGAACUUUUAGCUAUUCAACAAUCAGUCAGACAGGAAAAGAAUUCGAAUCAAUCCAUAAACACUAAAGUUGAAAUCUUGGUGAGUCCUAAACGUCAUCCAGGCGUGUUAAUAACUGACGAAAAUGCUAAUUAUGACGCUCCUAUAAAGUUCAUUAUAAUGGCGGAAGAUACUUUUGAGUCAUUAAUCACGAGUCUAUGUUCCAAAAAAGGAAUUAAUAAGCAAGAUUUAGUACUGACAUACAAGAAUGUUAGGGUUUUUCCUCGUGGAACACCAUCAAGUUUAGGCAUGUCCGGACUUGUUCAUAUGGAAUCCUAUACGAAAGAAACGUAUUUGUAUUUUAAAGAACAACAGGAACUAGAGAGGAAACGAUUGUUCGAGCAAUUGGAAGAAGAUUCUAGUUCUGGUCAAGGAAUUGAUAUUGAAACAAAUGAAACAAAUGAAACAAAUGAUAAUGAAAUAGAAAUGAACGAAGAUAAAUAUCUUUGUCUUAAGUUUCAAUGCCAAGACGAAACUAUUGAAAAGCUUAAAAUCAAAAAAUCACUUACAAUUCAAGAGGUAAUUGACCGCUAUCGAAUAAUAAAAGGGGUAUCAAAAAGUAGAGAGAUUAAUUUAAUAUUUGAAGAUGAGCGUUUGUCACCUCAUGAAAAAUUAAUAAAUACAGAUUUGGAGGACGGUGACAUACUGUCUGUCAAAAUAAUUUAA
This is a messenger RNA of Rhizophagus irregularis DAOM 181602=DAOM 197198, 1392 nucleotides long. RefSeq lists its product as uncharacterized. NCBI's taxonomy places the organism in Eukaryota, Fungi, Glomeromycota, Glomeromycetes, Glomerales, Glomeraceae. The record is from RefSeq and is a predicted model, not a curated record.